AUGGAGGCCGACGUCGCUCCGUCCCCCGUUGUAUCGUUUCGCCCAGCCAAGAGGCAAAAGUAUAUGCGCAAGCGGCCGGCGAGCAAUGACAUGAGCCAAACGAUGGCGGAGGAACACACAACAGCAGGACCAGAAAACUCUCUACAGGGACACACUUCGGAUUCAAAUGACGAUACGCCAAAAGUGAUGCGGUUCCAAAAGCCUCGUCGACUACGAAAGGGCGGCAUCGAGUUUUCCACCAGCAGGAAACAAGACCUCGAACAGGACUCUCGACUCGAGUCUGCGCUUGUUGAAAACGCAGAGGCGGAUCUGGUCAAGACCAAAUUCGACCGGUUCACAGCUCGUACGGGACAGAAAGUAGACGUGGACAAGCACAUGAUGGAAUAUAUAGAAUCCGAGCUGGCUAAGCGACAAAGUCAUCGUCAUGAAAAUGACCAGACUCCAGCCGCUCACCGCGCUAACCGGCCAUCAGAUGCCCAGCACAUCCCCAGUCACGCCAUCUCACGCCGUGAGCCUGCUGCAUUGGGCAAGCUCCACGAGAUCGACCUUGGUCAGGAAGCGACACUGCAGAACAUCGCUCGCACUGCAGCGGCGACACGGCGCAUGGCCGGCGAGCCGUCCUCAGAGCAGUUGCAAGUGGGCAACAAUGACUCGGGGUGGCGGAGCCGAGCGCGCAAGUAUGAAGACGUUGAGCGCGACAGGCUGGUAGAUGAGGUUCUACGAGAGAGCAAGUUGGAUGUAUACGAUGAGCCAGAGCAAGACAUCUCGCUGGGUGAUCAAGCCGCAGAUGACCGCAUCGCUGAUCAAUUCCGACGAGACUUUAUGGAGGCCAUCCAGAGUCGACGUCGAACAGCACGAGCUCGCGCUGCCACGAGUGCCAAAACUACUGCUACUAGCAGCAGCAGCAAAACAGCGAAACCAGAACCGCCACGGGGGCCCAAGCUCGGAGGAAGCCGCAGUGCGCGCGCUGCGAUGCGAGAAAUGCAGGAAAAAAGCAAAAAGCCGAGUUGA
Talaromyces rugulosus is the source of this 1011-nucleotide messenger RNA. RefSeq lists its product as uncharacterized. The coding region runs from base 1 to 1011 and encodes 336 amino acids. Gene Ontology annotation, cellular component: spliceosomal complex. The transcript is spliced from 3 exons. Gene Ontology annotation, biological process: mRNA splicing, via spliceosome. NCBI's taxonomy places the organism in Eukaryota, Fungi, Ascomycota, Eurotiomycetes, Eurotiales, Trichocomaceae. The record is from RefSeq and is a predicted model, not a curated record.